AUGGUUGUGCUUUAUAAAGACAUUGCCAAGACGGCAGAGAAUGUGCUUCGUGAUGACUACGAUUUCUCCCGCAAGCUCAAGAUCAAGACCAAGGCGACAAAUGGCGUUACUUUCACGACUGAGGGUGAUAUGGCCAGCAAUAAGGCCAUCCUCGGUAAGCUCUCGGGCACCUUUACGCACCAGAGUAGCGGUGUUGUGUUUAGAAAGCUACAGGUGACCACACACGGUCGAUUAAUCUCCGAAGCUGAGUUACCUAAUGUCUUUACGAAGGGUCUCAAGCUCACGGCAAAGGUCGAAGACGGUUCAUUAGCCAAGAACACGCACACCAAACGCAUUGGCGUCUUUGGCUGGGAGUACCAGCAGUCGAGCUACUCAGUGAAUGGCACUAUUGACGUGGGUGCUAGCACAGUCAGCAAGUCGGCUGUGUACGGCUUCGACAAUGUUCUUGUUGGCGCCCAGGCGGCUUUCAACUACAACAAGUCGGCGGUCGUGGACCAUAAUGUGGCUCUAAGCUAUCGUGGCAACGAUUUUACGGCCACGUUGCAGACCAAGAAGCAAUUCAACGUACUUUCAGGAUCAUUCCAUCACCACUUGUCCUAUGACACUGUCUACUCGGCACUGUUCAAUUAUAAUCUCAAGUCCGGCCAGAACACACUCAGUGUAGGUGGCCGCUACAAUGCCGACAAGCUCACCACGUAUGCCGGCAAGGUUGAGUCGGACGGUCACGUGUCUUUGGCUCUGAUCCAGAAGAUCCGCCCCUUCUUGGCGCUGACUACGAGUGCCCACUUGGAUGUCAAGAACUUCGAUGGUGAUGCCCAUAAGUUUGGCAUCGGCCUCACUCUCGGCUAA
This is a messenger RNA of Peronospora farinosa, 849 nucleotides long. Lineage: Eukaryota; Oomycota; Peronosporomycetes; Peronosporales; Peronosporaceae. The record is from the annotation of a GenBank genome assembly.